AUGAGCAACUUGGCAUCCAAGCUCAAACUAAUGGAUCUGGCUCUAAAGGAUGAGUUCCUUAUCCAUUUGAUUUUUGCUUCUUUGCCAAAAGAGUUUGAUACAUUUGUUGUGAACUACAACAUACAGCCCGAGAAGCGGGAUUUAGAGAAGCUCAUUGCUAUGUGUGUGCAAGAAGAGGAAAGGAUAAAAGCUUCACAUGGUGGUUCCAUCAACUAUGUGAAAGAGAAUAACAAGAAAAAGAAUUUCGAUGCCAACUCUCCAAAGGGCAAGGGCAAAGGCCCCAUGCAGCAUCAACAAAAGAAAUUCACAGUGGAGAAAGAUCAGUGUCUUCAUUGCAAGAAAACGGGGCAUUACAAGAAAGACUGUCCCGAAUUCUUGAAAAUGAUAAUGGCAAAGAAAGGGAUUCCGUUCGACGAGGACUACGCAAAGAAGCGAAAGACACGUUAAAGUCGCAAAUGGAGUCCAAGCAGAUGUUGAAGCCGUUGGCGACCUUCCUCUGGAGCUUGCUGAUGGAUUCACAUUAAUUCUUAGAGAUGUGCUUUAUGUUCCCUCUUUACAGAGGAAUUUGAUUAGUGUUUCAUGUUUGGACAAUGAUGGAUAUGAUUGCCAUUUUGGAAAUGGCAAAUGUAAGAUAACAUUCAAUAAUGCAUGUGUUGGGAUUGCUAUCUUACAAAAUGA
Messenger RNA from Phragmites australis (common reed), 678 nucleotides. RefSeq lists its product as uncharacterized. Gene Ontology annotation, molecular function: nucleic acid binding; zinc ion binding. The coding region runs from base 1 to 447 and encodes 148 amino acids. NCBI's taxonomy places the organism in Eukaryota, Viridiplantae, Streptophyta, Magnoliopsida, Poales, Poaceae. The record is from RefSeq and is a predicted model, not a curated record. The transcript is spliced from 2 exons.